Messenger RNA from Pseudophryne corroboree (corroboree frog), 3334 nucleotides. RefSeq names its product male germ cell associated kinase (gene MAK). Gene Ontology annotation, biological process: protein phosphorylation; cilium assembly; intraciliary transport. NCBI's taxonomy places the organism in Eukaryota, Metazoa, Chordata, Amphibia, Anura, Myobatrachidae. Bases 609 to 2555 code for a protein of 648 amino acids. The transcript has 17 exons. The record is from RefSeq and is a predicted model, not a curated record. Gene Ontology annotation, molecular function: protein serine/threonine kinase activity; ATP binding. Gene Ontology annotation, cellular component: nucleus; cilium; cytoplasm.
CCAGGCCAGCACCGGGAACUCACACCGCUCACGCUCGACGUCAUCAGGUGCGUAGCCCCUCCCAUCCCGCACUGAGCGCUGUUACCACAGAGACGAGUCUCACACACGCCGCACAUCUCAUACAGCCGGGGAGUCGGUCAUGUGACCUGGCAUCAACACAGGCGACAGACAGACAGAGACCCCGAUACUAGGGACAGAAACAUCACUACAAUUGGUACAUUUUGUAUUUGUAACAGAAACUGUACAAAGAAGAUACAAAUAUUAUUUAGUAGCGUAAAUGUAAUAUUAUAAGGUCAAGAGUUGGAAGGAAGAUACUCAUUUACAGUGAAGUUUGAUGUCUUUACAACUUGUCCGCGGUGGCAUCCAGAACAGAAGCUGGAUAGGGCUGGCAACUUUUGCCCUGGUGGCAAAUAAAAGUUCCAUUUGUGAUGGCAGCAGCACCCUCUUCUCAACAAGCUUCUCAACAUAAUCAUUAAACAGAAACCUAAUAAUAAAAUGUUCACAUGUAUAAUUUGUGCAUACUCCUUUUAAAACAUUAAUUUGUUAUUGCUGGCUCUCAGCUGCUACAAAAGUUAUUUACUUGAGCCUUAAGAAGUAAAUUAAAAAAAAUGAACCGGUAUACAACAAUGAAGCAACUUGGAGAUGGCACUUAUGGUUGUGUGCUAAUGGGGAAAAGCAAUGAGUCUGGAGAACUAGUAGCUAUCAAAAGGAUGAAAAGAAAGUUUUACUCCUGGGAAGAAUGUAUGAAUUUAAAAGAAGUGAAGUCUUUGAAAAAACUUAAUCAUGCUAAUGUGGUGAAAUUAAAGGAAGUGAUCCGAGAGAAUGACCAGCUCUAUUUUGUGUUUGAAUAUAUGAAAGAAAAUCUUUACCAAUUAAUGAAAGACAGAGAGAAUAAGAUGUUUACUGAGAAUGAAAUUAGGAACAUUAUGUUUCAGGUGCUUUCUGGCUUAGCCUUUGUUCACAAGCAUGGUUUUUUUCAUCGAGAUAUGAAGCCAGAAAACCUUCUAUGUAUGGGACCUGAGCUUGUGAAAAUUGCUGAUUUUGGAUUAGUACGUGAGCUGCGAUCUCAGCCACCUUAUACAGAUUAUGUUUCUACCCGGUGGUACAGAGCUCCAGAAGUGUUGCUAAGAUCAUUGAUGUACAGCUCUCCAAUAGACAUAUGGGCAGUUGGCAGUAUUAUGGCUGAGUUAUAUACACUGAGACCUCUCUUUCCGGGAACAAGCGAGGUUGAUGAAAUCUUUAAAAUUUGUCAGGUUCUAGGUACACCAAAGAAAAGUGAUUGGCCUGAAGGAUAUCAGCUUGCUGCAUCCAUGAAUUUCCGCUUUCCACAAUGUGUACCUAUAAACUUGAAAACUCUUAUACCCAAUGCUAGUGAAGAGGCAUUGACUCUAAUGAUAGACAUGCUACAAUGGGAUCCCAAGAAACGUCCCACAGCCAGUCAGGCUUUAAGGUACCCUUAUUUUCAAGUUGGACAAGCACUAGGACCACCAUCACAACAUAUAGAGCUGAAGAAGCCCUUAAAUAAACCAGUACAAUUCAAUGAUCCACAACCAUUCUCUGUGAUGAAAAAGCUGUCUACCUCUCCACCUGAUGCACCAGAAAAGACAUCAAGUAAUUCACCUAUCCCACCACGAGCACUACAGCAAAUACAGCUACCACAGAACACAGCUGACAACCAGCUGCCAUCCAACCCUCCCCAAGUGAUUCUUCCCAACAUCAACAAAACCAUCUCUCCAAAGCCAGGAGCCAAUGGACCACAGAACAGUGCUGUUAAUCUUAAACAUGGACGACGACGCUGGGGCCAAUCCAUUUUAAAAGAUAGCUGGGAUGAAUUUGACACAGACUUUGGAAUGUCUUUUUCUAAGAAGCCCAGCAUGGCAAUGCUUAAAGAGAACAAAAAUGAAGACUCUAUAUAUGGUUUGACAGAUUCCAUUUCCACUGGAGAAUUAAAUAAAGGUUCGUCAAAUGUGGGUGUAUUGAGAAGAGACUCUGGGCAAAUGAUAUCAGCUAAACAACAUUACCUUAGACAAUCAAGAUACCUUCCAGGUAUGAACCCAAAGAAUGCAGGACUGAUAUCCACUAAUAAAGAAUUAAAUCAUUCCACCUGGAGCAAUGCACUGUCCUCGAAACCGCUUGCUCCAGUCGGUGGUGGAGUUACAUUUAAUAGGAACAAUGCAGGCACUUUAGGAGGAUUUGUAGGACCAGCAUACAAUACACCAGGAGGAUACAUCCCUUCAUUUCACAAGAAGGAGGUUGGAUCGGCGGGACAAAGAAUACAGCUUGCACCAAUUGGGCAUGCAACAACUUUACCCAUCAACAGUGAUACUGUGAAUGGAAAACCAAAAAUUUUGAAACCUAAACCCACUUGCCAAAAGGCAGUAGUUGAAAAUGUUUCAGAUUAUGACACAUGGAAAACAAAACCUAUGCGUUCUCAAGUACCAGCUCCAUCCUACAAACCAGCAUCUAAAAACCUCUCUAUGUUAAACUGCCCACAACCAUUUCAAGCAGUACAUGGAAGGACUGACUGGGUUGCAAAGUAUGGUAGUCAUCGUUAGAAGUAACGUCAAUGGACAUUUUUCUUUUAUUUUUUACAAUGUAGGAAAUAGAAACCUUUUAUUAGUGCUCUAUUUUUCUUCAUUUUCUAGGAUUCCAGAAUUGUGUUAAUAUGGCUAAAAAAAGGUACCAAGAAAAGUCAUGCAAAUAUAGGAAAACAGAAUACUAAACAUUAGACAAUGUAUUAAUAAUGGUUUGAACUACCUGAAUUACUUAUGAUAAUACAAAUAGUGAACAUUUCCAAGGAGCAGCGUCACAAGCAAUAUUUGAAGCUUCAUGGAGCAACUUACAAUCAUUCCACAUUACUGAAUAUCCUCUUUACUGAGAUUUGUAGAAGACCUGGCCACGUCUGGUGUAUAGCUUCAUCAAGAUCUUUUAUAAUAAUUUAGGUUAAUUGUUGUUAAGUAAAAGAUCUUGAUAGCUGAAAUGGUUGUUUACAAGCACUGGAAAGACUCAAGGAAAUUAUGUUUUUAUUGAAGGUAUUACAGUCCUGCUGUGAAAAUAUUAGAAGUUAAGUUUUGUGAAGACGGAAAUCACAUUCUCACAAAAUAGCUUCCUAUUCUUAUUGAUCAUCAUAUGCUGUCCUGGAAAGUGCGCAGGGAGAUGACCUCUGGUACUGGAUGACAGGAUUAUUCGCAAGUAAAAACCACGUACAUUAUAGCUUUGGUUUCAGCAGCCUGUUAUUAUCAUCAAGUCAUAUAAACUGUGAUGGAAAAUGUUUACUAAUAUAGAAAGGAUAUGUUAAGUAUGACCAAUAAAGUCUAAUUUUAUUAUUUACAAA